CUGUGCAGCUUCGGCGGUAGGAAGCAGAAGAGUGGUCGAGGAAACACACACACCGCUCUCUGAAGCAGAGCAGAGCGGAGAAAAGCAGAGAACAGCGAAAUAAAAGGACAUAACUGGAGAUCGGCGCGCGUUAACAGUGCUGGGGAGCUGUAUUAUCUUUCAGAGACUCUUCUUUGGCCGGUAAAGCGGAGAGAUGUCUGACAGUGAGGACAGCGAUUUUUCAGACAACCAGAGUGAGAGGAGCAGUGAGGCUGAGGAGGCCGAGGAGAAUGAGGAAGAAGAAGCUCGAAGUAUAACUGGAAGUGACAAAGCUGCAGAAGAAGAAGGAGAAGAUUUGGAGGAAGAUGAGGAGGAGUAUGAUGAAGAGGAGGAAGAGGAUGAUGACAGACCAAGAAAGAAACCUCGACAUGGAGGCUUUAUCUUGGAUGAAGCCGAUGUGGACGAUGAGUAUGAAGACGAGGAUCAGUGGGAGGAAGGAGCGGAAGAUAUUUUGGAAAAAGAGGAAGCUGAAGUGUCCAACAUUGAUCAUGUGGCUUUGGACGAGGAUCACUCUGGGUCCCGUAGGCUGCAGAAUCUCUGGAGAGAUUCCAGAGAGGAAGCCCUGGGGGAAUACUACAUGAGGAAAUAUGCCAAGUCAUCAGGUGGUGAACAUUUCUAUGGAGGAUCAGAAGAUCUGUCGGAUGAUAUUACUCAGCAGCAGUUGCUCCCUGGUGUCAAGGAUCCAAACUUGUGGACUGUUAAGUGUAAGAUUGGUGAGGAGAGAGCGACUGCCAUUGCGCUGAUGAGGAAAUUCAUUGCGUAUCAGUGCACUGACACGCCACUUCAAAUCAAGUCAGUGGUGGCUCCCGAACAUGUGAAAGGCUACAUCUACAUUGAGUCUUAUAAACAGACUCAUGUCAAGUCUGCCAUCGAAGGAGUCGGCAACCUGCGAAUGGGCUUCUGGAACCAACAAAUGGUGCCCAUUAAGGAGAUGACUGAUGUCCUUAAAGUAGUCAAGGAAGUGACCAAUCUGAAACCCAAAUCCUGGGUCCGCCUUAAGAGAGGCCUGUACAAAGAUGACAUCGCCCAGGUUGAUUAUGUUGAGCCAAGUCAAAAUACCAUUUCACUAAAAAUGAUUCCUCGGAUUGACCUGGACCGAAUCAAAGCAAGAAUGAGCAUGAAAGACUGGUUUGCUAAGAGGAAGAAGUUCAAGAGACCUCCUCAGCGGCUCUUCGAUGCUGAGAAAAUCAGGUCUCUUGGUGGGGAAGUUAGCCAUGAUGGAGAUUUCAUGAUCUUUGAAGCCAAUCGAUACAGUCGUAAAGGCUUUCUCUUUAAAAGCUUUGCCAUGUCAGCAGUGAUCACAGAUGGAGUUAAGCCAACUCUUUCAGAGCUGGAGAAGUUUGAGGAUCAACCUGAAGGCAUUGACCUGGAAGUGGUGACUGAAACAGCAGGAAAGGAGCGAGAGCACAACCUGCAGUCAGGAGACAAUGUGGAGGUGUGCGAGGGCGAGUUGAUCAACCUUCAAGGAAAGAUAUUGAGUGUGGAUGGCAACAAGAUAACAAUCAUGCCCAAACAUGAGGACCUGAAGGACCCAUUAGAGUUUCCAGCUCACGAGUUGAGAAAGUAUUUCCGUAUGGGUGACCAUGUGAAAGUUAUUGCUGGCCGCUAUGAAGGUGACACGGGUCUUAUUGUUCGAGUGGAGGAGAACUUUGUCAUCCUCUUCUCUGAUCUCACUAUGCAUGAGCUCAAAGUCUUGCCUAGGGACUUGCAGCUGUGCUCAGAGACCGCCUCCGGCGUGGAUGCAGGAGGUCAGCAUGAGUGGGGAGAGCUGAUUCAGUUAGAUCCACAGACUGUGGGUGUGAUUGUCCGGCUAGAACGAGAGACCUUUCAGGUGCUCAACAUGCACGGGAAGGUAUUAACAGUGCGGCAUCAGGCAGUGAACAGGCGGAAGGACAACCGCUUUGCUGUAGCUCUGGACUCGGAGCAGAACAACAUUCAUGUAAAGGACAUUGUCAAAGUUAUAGAUGGACCACAUUCGGGGCGCGAGGGAGAGAUUCGACACAUCUUCAGGGGGUUUGCCUUCCUUCACUGUAAGAAGCUGGUUGAAAAUGGCGGCAUGUUUGUUUGUAAGACACGCCACCUUGUCCUGGCUGGUGGUUCAAAGCCUAGAGAUGUGACCAAUUUCACUGUUGGUGGAUUUGCUCCCAUGAGCCCACGAAUUAGCAGUCCAAUGCACCCAGGAGGAGGGGGUCAGAUGCAGAGGGGAGGUGGUGGAGGCGGCAUGGGGCGUGGCCGUGGUAGACGAGACAAUGAUCUGAUUGGGCAGACAGUCCGCAUUUCUCAAGGACCAUACAAGGGAUAUAUUGGAGUGGUGAAAGAUGCUACAGAAUCAACAGCUCGAGUAGAGCUCCACUCGACCUGCCAGACCAUUUCAGUGGAUCGCCAGCGUCUGACCAGCGUUGGUGCAAAGAGACAAGGAGGAAUGACUUCCACACACGGACGGACACCAAUGUAUGGCUCCCAGACACCCAUGUAUGGCUCCGGGUCACGUACUCCCAUGUAUGGCAGCCAGACGCCCCUCCACGAUGGAAGCCGCACCCCUCAUUACGGCUCUCAGACUCCUCUGCACGAUGGAAGCAGAACGCCUGGGCAGAGUGGAGCUUGGGACCCCAACAAUCCCAACACGCCGUCACGGCCGGAUGAUGAUUACGAGUUUGGGUAUGACGAUGAGCCGUCACCGUCCCCUCAAGGUUAUGGAGGGACACCUAAUCCUCAGACUCCUGGGUACCCAGAAGUGCCCUCACCACAGGUCAACCCCCAGUACAAUCCACAGACCCCUGGAACUCCUGCAAUGUACAAUACAGACCAAUACUCUCCAUAUGCUGCACCAUCGCCACAAGGCUCAUACCAACCCAGUCCCAGCCCUCAGAGUUAUCAUCAAGUGGCUCCCAGCCCUGUGGGCUACCAAAACACCCACUCACCUGCCAGCUACCAUCCCACCCCCUCACCCAUGGCCUACCAGGCCAGUCCGAGCCCCAGCCCGGUGGGAUACAGCCCAAUGACUCCAGGAGCUCCAUCUCCAGGUGGCUACAACCCCCAUACCCCUGGCUCCAAUAUUGACCAGACCUCCAGUGACUGGGUGACCACAGACAUCUUGGUGCGCGUGAAGGACACUUUCCUAGACGGAGGAGUGGUUAAUCAGACGGGCGUCAUCCGCAGCGUAACUGGAGGAAUGUGCUCAGUGUUCCUGCAGGACACAGAGAAGGUUGUCAGUAUCUCAAGUGAACACCUGGAGCCUGUGACACCAACCAAAAACAAUAAGGUGAAGGUGAUUCUGGGAGAAGACCGGGAGGCCACAGGUGUCCUGCUCAGUAUCGACGGAGAGGAUGGCAUCGUCCGAAUGGAGCUGGAUGAGCAGCUCAAAAUUCUUAAUCUUCGCUUCCUUGGAAAACUAGAAGUGUGAGAAUAUGUGCUCUACAUAUGACAAAACAGCAUCACUGUCUAACUUUUUUUGUGUGUGUGUUUCUGUUUCUGAUCAUAGGUUAAAAUCACGAAGUAAUUCAUGUGGUUUGCAUUUUACAAUAUUGUGUUUUUUUUUAUUAUUAGUCAAUGUUUUAGUGGCUGUAGCUCAUCUUUGGUGUAGAGCAUUUGAGAAAAUUGAUUCCAUGUCAAUAAAAUGUGAAAUUUGC
This is a messenger RNA of Astyanax mexicanus (Mexican tetra), 3668 nucleotides long. It is a transcript of the gene supt5h, whose product is annotated as SPT5 homolog, DSIF elongation factor subunit. The transcript is spliced from 30 exons. The record is from RefSeq and is a predicted model, not a curated record. Lineage: Eukaryota; Metazoa; Chordata; Actinopteri; Characiformes; Acestrorhamphidae. The coding region runs from base 194 to 3442 and encodes 1082 amino acids. Gene Ontology annotation, cellular component: DSIF complex. Gene Ontology annotation, molecular function: mRNA binding; protein binding. Gene Ontology annotation, biological process: transcription elongation by RNA polymerase II; regulation of DNA-templated transcription elongation; regulation of transcription by RNA polymerase II.